GGCAUGUCGAAAAUCAUGGUGAACGAAGGAACAAUGGUAACAGAUGCUAACAGAUACAGGACACAGGGGUAAGGAGGUUGAGAGUGUUGGUGAUCUCCUCAGAAGGGGGAUGGCAGGGGGGAAGAGGGGGAUGGACAGGAAGAGAACCUUUCAAGUGAAGCAGACUCCAUGGAAGCACCUGGAGACCCAUUUGAGCUCCCUGUGAUUUGAAUCAUGGUAUUUUGUGGACGACAUUGCCAUCGCCGUGACGAUGAGGGCAUGGAGGGUUGGGCUGGUGUUAGGGCACACAGGUGAACCAAGCAUGCACCAGCACAUCCCAGCUGGCAGUCUCCAGGUAGAAUAAAUGCCUGAUCAGUUCCCAGUGAAUGUGUAGUUAAUGGAGGUCCUGAAGCCAUCUUUUGUCUGGUUGUAGGCCUUUGUUGUGGGCUUUCCGGCCGAUGAAAGGAGCAACAAUGUGAUUGAGUACUAUGAGACAUCUCCCUUUCCUUCCAUCUUUGCUGGGCCAGAAAACACCGGCUUCAAUCACUCCUCAACAGCUCAUCAUAAAGAAACGCCACGUCCUCAAAAUGGCUACCGAGAGAAAGACAAUCGACGACACUCCCAUCCCUUACACGGCCUCUCCCCUGCAGCUGCUGUGGGGAGACGUCUGUCUAAUCUUCAGGAACCUGCGGCUGCUCCGUAAAAUCGUCUCACCUCUUAGGCCAUGCCUUUCGGGAACGUUGGACGAACUUGGUCCCUCAUGGGAGAAUUGGUUUGGCGUUGCCGUCCAUGUAUCUCUCUUCAUCCUGCAGAUCGCGUUCCUGCUCUCUUUGCCCAUCUGCCUUGCGCUCAUGGUGCCAGCAGCUUGGGUCAUCGUGUACAUUGCUGCAGUUUUGGUUGCGAACAAUGCCGUUUGCAACGUGGUCCUGAAUGGAAAACAGAGAUUUCUCGUGUCCAAGGGCCCCAGUGCACAGUUCCCGGGUCAUGAGAGAGAGCACUGGAUCUUCAUCAACGGAGUUUCAGUUGGGCAUCACUGGAUGCAGAGUAACCUUGACCGUCUGGCGCAGACGUUUGGCCGUAAGGUCACCGGCGUGCUUAAUCCAACGUAUGGUAUCAUAUUCGAUCUGAUUCAAUGCUUGAUCCAGCGAGACUUUGCCUACGCGACCCAGGACGUCCGAGACGCGUACCCCUACAUCAAGAAAGCCCUGCUAAAUCCGCAAUUUGACAAGGUUGUCCUCAUUGUGCACAGUCAAGGGGGCAUUGAGGCUGGUCUCGUAAUUGACUGGCUCCUGGCUGAGAUGCCCCAAGAGAUUCUCCAGCAUUUGGAGGUCUAUACCUUCGGAAAUGCGGCCAACCACUGGAACAAUCCGAACAGGACGCUUUCGACUGACAGAGAAGAUCGUCCGAGCAUCCCCUACAUCGAGCACUAUGCCAACUCCGAAGACUUUGUGAGUGUGCUGGGCGUGCUCAAUUACACUCCCAUUCCCAACCGCUACAUGGGUCAGCUCUUCGUGCGGUCCGGUCCAGGCCAUUUGCUGAACCAGCAUUACUUGAACACGAUGUUUCCCCUCGGAUCCGACGGCAAGGUGAUGAGCGCGAACGGCUUCAUGAACACGCAGGUUACAACCGACGCCACACAGACGGGCAUUUGCGUGAUCAAGGAGCGAGAACGCCGCAGGAGGCAGAGGAAAGCUCUGAGGGUGAAAGAUCUCAGCCGUCUCUGGAUGUACAGGAAUGGAGGAUCGCCUCCGGAGGAUCAUCUUUCUGCUGUUUGACGGGGGUCACGGUGGAUCUGUAUCUCUAGAUACAUUCUCGUCUUCAUUUCUUCUUCCGCUCGGUCUGCGGGCCGGCGGCAACUGUCAACAAGUAACCAGGAUCCAUAAUUACAUGCAUCCAUCGGUGGAGCGCUCCAUCCGAGCCCAAUAAUAACGGCGAUGGAUGGAUUGCUUAUCGGUGGGUUUGCCGAAUUUAAAAGGCUUCUUUCGUUUCUUCCGUUGCGUUAUUCUUUAUUAAAC
Molecule: messenger RNA, 1994 nt
Organism: Monascus purpureus
Lineage: Eukaryota; Fungi; Ascomycota; Eurotiomycetes; Eurotiales; Aspergillaceae
Source: the annotation of a GenBank genome assembly